Messenger RNA from Gordionus sp. m RMFG-2023, 3578 nucleotides. RefSeq names its product WD repeat-containing protein 3-like. The record is from RefSeq and is a predicted model, not a curated record. Gene Ontology annotation, biological process: maturation of SSU-rRNA. Gene Ontology annotation, molecular function: protein binding; snoRNA binding. Gene Ontology annotation, cellular component: Pwp2p-containing subcomplex of 90S preribosome; small-subunit processome. NCBI's taxonomy places the organism in Eukaryota, Metazoa, Nematomorpha, Gordioida, Chordodea, Parachordodidae. The transcript has 18 exons. The coding region runs from base 1 to 3513 and encodes 1170 amino acids.
AUGGGAAUUAUCAGAGAUUAUUUGAAAUAUGUAAAAGGUCCUGUAUUUAAUGUCAUAACUGGCCCGAAAGGAAACAUUAUAUUUAAUAAAGAUAAAAACUUGUGCUUGACAUCAAGCUCAGAGGAUGUUGCUUCAUAUGAUUUAAAAACUCAGGAAAAAGUCAAAUGUUAUUAUGGCGAAACCUCAGAAGUUACCAUCUUAACGAAUAAUCAUACUAAUGGCGACAUAGCAGUUGGCUAUAGAGAUGGUUCUUUGCAAGUAUUUCACAUAAAUGAUCAGGAAUCCUUUAUCACUUUUAAUGGUCAUAAAUCUUCCAUUACUGCUUUAAAUUAUGACAUUAAAGGUUACAGAUUAAUAUCAGGCUCACAAGAUACAAAUAUUGUUGUUUGGGAUAUGAUAAGUGAAACUGGACUUUUUAAAUUUAAAGGUCAUAAGGGCAAUAUUACACAAUGUCGUUUUCUUCCCACAUCAAGGAGAUGUUUAUUAGGAGGAAUUUCAUUAAAUUUAUCAGAUGAUAAUUAUAUAUGUGAAGACAUAAUUAUAUCCUCAUCUAAAGAUGGUGCCAUGAAGUUUUGGGAUCUUAAUGCUCAACACUGUUUUAAAACACUGUUUGAAAAUUCUUUAGAGAUUUUAGAUUUUAUCCUAAUUGAUGGAACAUUUAGUAGAUUCUCAGAGAAUCUAAAAUCUUCAAUAGAUUGUAAUAAUGAUAUGGUAACCAAGAAAAUGGAUAUUUUAAAAUUUCGCCUCAUUUCUUUAACUUCAGAAAAUUCCCUUAAAAUGUGGGAUAUCGAAAAACAUAAUUCAGAGAAUAUAAAAUCAAAUUCAAACAAUACAGAAUUAUUAAAAACAGAGGAAGAAACAAUAGUAUAUGAUUCUCUGUUAGAUGUAAAUUAUAUUGGGCAAAUAUAUCGUAACUCCAAAUCACUUGGUACUCGAUUAAUGUCAGAUCAAUCCUUUAAAUAUAUUGGUUGCCAUGGCAAUGACAGAACGCUAACCCUUUACCAAAUUACCCCGGAUGCCAAAUUAAACAAAAUUUAUCGUAAGCACAAGUCUAGUCUCAUAUCUUACAAUGAUAACGUUAAUGUAGCCGAGAACUCCCUACUUCCCGAGAGACUAGUGGAUUUAGAGAUUAAACCAUUCGAAGAAGACAUAGUGUUAUUGGAUGCGAAAAUUAAGUCCGCCCAACUUUCAUCAAGUCAUCAUACCUCAACAAUUUCCUCCGUCGAUACUGGCAAAAGCGGUAAGCGGAAUAAGAAGAAAAGGUUGAAGGGUAGGGAUGGGAGUGCGCCAAAUGUAGAAAUUUUGAAGGCUUUCAUAAUGCAAAGCGACAACAAGAUAUCGCAAUACGAAUUUAGCUUUGAUUAUAGUAGCGUCGGCAAAAGCUCCGAAAAUCGUGCGAAAGAAUUCGAAGGCGAUGAUGUCGACAUCGAGAAAAAGUGUGGGUGGCGACUAACCUCCCUGUUAGAAAGUCAAGGACACUCUUCCGACGUUCGGUCUUUGGGUGUUAGCCAGGACCAGUCCUUGAUACUCUCCUCCAGUGGAGAAAGCGUCAAAAUAUGGAAUAGAUUAAAUCAGAGAUGCAUAAGGACUAUGCCCUGCGAAUAUGGCCUGUGUUCUUUAUUCUUGCCCGGCGACAAAUUCAUAGCUGUCGGAUCUAAGACUGGGAGAAUUCAUUUGUACGAUUGUCAAACGGGUGAGUUAUUGGAAAACGUCGAAGCUCACGUCGGUCCAGUGUGGGCCAUUUGCUUGCAUCCUAACCAGACGUCUAUAAUUAGUGGCGGAGGCGACAAAACCGUUAAAUUUUGGGAAUUAGAACUUGUCGAGGAUUUGGUUUAUUCGCCGGUCCUCAAACGCUUGACGCUUAUUAACAGCAGGUCCUUCGUUCUGCCCGACGAUAUUCUAUGUCUCAAGGCUAGUCCGGACGAAAGAUUCCUGGCUGUCGGUUUGUUGGACAACACGGUGAAAAUCUUCUAUUUGGAUACGCUCAAGUUUUACUUGUGUCUCUACGGGCAUUCCAUGCCGGUCACGUGCUUGGACAUAAGCUCGGAUAGCGAUCUUCUCGUGACCGGUUCCAACGACAAGGUGAUCAAGAUAUGGGGAGCCAAGUUCGGUGAUUGCCACAAAACCCUGUUCGGCCAUUCGGAUACUAUUACGAAUGUUUUGUUCCUUCCGCCCGCUAACGUGUUUGAAAUGGGAGGCCAAGAAAGACUGGAAAGAGACUCGCAUCUGUUUUUUAGCGCGGGAAAAGAUGGGCUCAUCAUCCAAUGGGACGCUGAUAAAUUCGAAAAGAUUUUCGUUUUGAAGGGUCACCACGCUGAAAUAUGGAGCGUAGCGGUAUGCUCGACUUUCCUGAUAUCGGCGUCGCACGAUAAAACUUUGCGAAUUUGGUACAAAUCGGACGAAAUCAUUAAUCCUAAAGAAGAAGCAGAAAGGGAGAUGCUGGAAGCUAGCGAAAUGGACGAUAUAACUAAUCUGCCGACUAACGUUCCUUUGAAUUUAGAGGCCAAUGGGGAGUGCGGUUUAGCCUCGGCCAAAUCGUUAGAAACCUUGGAUUCCACCGAAAGGCUGAUACAGGCCCUCGAGUUUUACUCCAAGCAAUGUGAGAUGAUGUGCGAGGAUAAAACUUCAGUCAAAGUUUCUACUACCAGCCAAAAAUCGCUAAGCGCCGACGCUAUAAUCGACGAGGAUGAAGAAGUAGAGAGAAGCGGUGAUGUCGAAAUGAAUGAUGUUUCUGACGACGAAGGAUUUGCGGAAGCAAUUAUGUAUGGCCAAAGUUCUACCAUAGUUCAAUUACCGGAGGAUCUCGGGGAAAACGUCGUCAACGCUGAAGUAAUAACGGAAAGCGAAAUUACGUAUUCUUCGACCACCGAACUCAAAACUCUUGGCCAAAUUUUGCUGGAAAGACAAAGGGGUGCCAAUGGUAACAUGAUGGGGGUGGGGAGAGGAAAACAAGAAAUCAGUCCAGAAAUUUGGGCUCUCAACACUUGUCUCAAGCAAAUUAAAUAUAGUGAACUAGAAUACUCUACGCUCCUGUUACCUCGACAGCACGUCACCAUUCUUCUCGAUCUGCUGUACAAAUACCUGGAACCGUAUAUUACAACAAAUGGCAAUUCCCUAAACUCCUCUACUACCACCUUGAUAGAUGGUCAAUCCUUGGAAAUCACCGUGAAACUUCUAUGUUUCUUACUCAAGACUCAAUACAUGGCCACAUCCUUCGGCUCUAGUUCAACUUCCAAUUUAUCGUUCUCCGUUCCGGACUCGUAUAUUCCGGCCAUUUUGGCGCUAAAAGACAAGAUUUGCUCAUUGGUGAAUGGUUACAAAAACAUUUUGGGUUUCAAUCAAACCGUAUUGCGACAUUUGAAUCUAAGAAUAAAUUCUCAUAAGAGCAAUGAUCGAGAUAAAGGUCUUACAAGUGUAAACGCGAAUUUAAAAUUUAAUAAUCGUCAACAUAAUGAUCAAAAGGGCGGUCUCAAAAGAAAAAAAAAGAGGAACAAAAACGCGCCAAAAUUAUAAUUUUCCUUUUUCUAAUGUUAUAAAUAUAUAGAUAAUGCAAGAGAUUCGAAUGGACCAAUAAAGAG